This is a messenger RNA of Hemisphaericaspora subhashii, 231 nucleotides long. RefSeq lists its product as uncharacterized. NCBI's taxonomy places the organism in Eukaryota, Fungi, Ascomycota, Pichiomycetes, Serinales, Debaryomycetaceae. Bases 1 to 231 code for a protein of 76 amino acids. The record is from RefSeq and is a predicted model, not a curated record. The transcript has a single exon.
AUGAACCAAAUGAACUUUUUACCAUUAGCUACUGAACACCAUGAUGCAUUUGUGAUUCCAAAUGUUUCACCAGUUUCUUCUCCAUUAUUAAGAGCAAAACAAAGAAGAGAUUCUAUGCCAAUUAUGGGUACUGAUAAAUUAACUCCAUUACCUUUAGAAGAAGAUGUCUAUGAAGAUGAUGUUGUAUUGAUUUCUACUGGAACUAUGCCACAAAUUGCUUUAAAUGAAUAA